AUGGGCCAAACAUAUAAGGAAAUCUCAGCUAUCGUGCAGAAACGGCGAAAUGACUCGCUGUCGGCCUUCUUCCCGCUCACUGAUAUUGCAGAGGACAGCCUCCCUCAGGACCUGAGAUCGUUCCCAAAAGCCUCGGGACUCCUUUCACCGGAGGAACUAGAAAUCAUCGAUUCCGACGCCGAAACCCUUCUGCAAAAGAUAAGAGAGAGGAAGUUGACCUCUGUCGAUGUAACAAAUGCAUUCUGCCGGGCGACUGUGAUUGCGCAAAAACUUACGAACUGUGUAACGGAAGUCCUGUUCAAUGAAGGCCUGGAGAGGGCAAAGUAUCUCGAUGAAUACCUGGAACGCACUGGGUCUGUCAUAGGACCACUCCACGGUUUGCCGCUAUCUCUGAAAGACAAUUUUGUCACUUGUCCUCAUCCAUCAUCAAUCGGUAUGGCGGUGCAUGCGAACGUCCCCACCGACAAGGACUCCGUCCUCGUAACCAUGCUUCGAGACCUGGGUGCAGUCUUUUACGUGAAAACCAACGUCCCCACAGCUAUGAUGAUGGGAGAAACUACUAAUCGGGUCUGGGGCGAAACCAGAAACCCUAUCCACAAGGGGCUAACUCCAGGAGGAUCCAGCGGUGGCGAGGGAGCUCUUCUCGCAAUGAAAGCGUCACCGUUGGGCGUUGGAACGGAUAUUGCCGGUAGCAUCCGCAUCCCGAGCGCUUUCUGCCAGCUCUAUGGCCUCAAGCCAUCAUUCGGACGCUUCUCUACUUUAGGAGGUAGGCCAAGUAUAGCAGGCCAGGACUUCGUAUAUGCUGUCUGUGGGCCCAUGUCCAGUUCACUCGGCGCCGUCAAGUUGUUUUGUGAAUCAGUUCUCUCCGAGACCGCUGCACCCUGGAACCUGGACCCGAAGAUCAUACCGAUGCCAUGGCGAAAGGACGUUAUUCAGCCAAAGGGGCGUAUGCUACGAUUUGGUAUCCUUGGACCUAGUGACGGGGUGAUAACUUGCCAUCCACCCGUAGAGCGGGCGUUGACGACCGUUAGCAACGCCUUGAAGGCUGUGGGACAUGAUGUGAUUACCUGGGAACCAAUUGGCCACAGGGAGAUCGUUUCACUGCUCAACGAAUCCUUUGAUGAAUUAGGAUCUGAUGCUAUCAUGCCAUUAUUAGAAGAAUACAAGGAGCCACUGUACGGCUCCAUGGAGCGGGCUUUCAGCGCAUACAAGAACAAGACUGAAAAGUUAGAUCCCGCGAAAUUGCGGCAGAUGAUCGUGAAACGAAACCAGCUCCAAAAGAAUUUCCUCGACCGGUGGAUGGCAACGAGGACAGAUUCGGGCGGGCCCAUUGAUGCUAUAAUUGCCCCAGUUGCCCCCUCCGGUGCGCCCCGUCUAGGUCAGGGGGAGGCGGUGGACUAUAUCGGAUAUACUGGAUUCGUGAAUUUGCUGGAUAAUUGCGCUUGUACAUUCCCGGUAACUUAUGCAGACAAGUCGAUCGAUCAUCCACGCGGUGAGGGCUGGGUACCGCUGAAUUCAAGAGAUGAAAUGAUACAGGCGGAUUAUGAUCCUGAGUUCUACCAUGGAGCGCCUGUUUCUUUGCAACUGGUCGGGAAGAGACUGGAGGAGGAGAAGGUGGUUGAGAUGGUUGAAGUUGUGGCACAUGUCCUGAAGAUUACUACCUAA
Molecule: messenger RNA, 1665 nt
Organism: Histoplasma mississippiense
Lineage: Eukaryota; Fungi; Ascomycota; Eurotiomycetes; Onygenales; Ajellomycetaceae
Exons: 4
Coding region: 1-1665 (554 amino acids)
Source: RefSeq, a predicted model, not a curated record